Messenger RNA from Verticillium alfalfae VaMs.102, 1623 nucleotides. RefSeq names its product alpha-glucosides permease MPH2/3. Gene Ontology annotation, molecular function: carbohydrate:proton symporter activity. Lineage: Eukaryota; Fungi; Ascomycota; Sordariomycetes; Glomerellales; Plectosphaerellaceae. The coding region runs from base 1 to 1623 and encodes 540 amino acids. The transcript is spliced from 5 exons. Gene Ontology annotation, cellular component: membrane. The record is from RefSeq and is a predicted model, not a curated record. Gene Ontology annotation, biological process: carbohydrate transport; transmembrane transport.
AUGAGCAAUCCCGUUGAUACCAAGCCGCCCAGCGGCGAUCCCGAGGUGGAGGGACACAAAGCUACCGUCGAGCAUGCCUACGACAUCGACGAAAAGGCUCGAGCCGCCGACUACAGGGCUGACGCCAUUGAAGCAGAGAACACGGAGCACAAAAUGGGCGUGCUCGAAGCUGCGAAGGCUUACCCCAUGGCUUCUCUUUGGGCCUUCACAAUGUCUUGCACUAUCAUCAUGGAGUCUUACUGCGUCUUCCUGAUGGGCAACUUCAUUGCGCUGCCUGCCUUCGCCGCUCAAUUUGGCGUUCUAAACGAAGCGACUGGUAAGAUGGUCAUCGAAACCAAGUGGCAGUCUGCCCUUCAGGUUGGCGGUCCCCUUGGUGCUAUCAUCGGUGUGUGCCUUGCCGGCCCCCUGACGAGCCGUAUUGGAUACCGCUGGGCGACUAUUUCUGGGCUUAUGGCCCUCAACGCCUUCAUCUUCGUCUUCUAUUUCGCAAACUCGCUGCCCGUUAUUCUGGCCUCUCAGCUACUAGAGGGUAUACCAUGGGGUAUCUUUAUUGCAAAUGCCCCCGCCUAUUGCAGUGAGAUCGUGCCUAUGAGGCUGAGAGCCCCAGCCACUCAGAUGCUGCAGAUGUUCUGGGCUAUUGGUGCCAUUAUCGUCGGUGCUGUUACUUAUCGUUAUAACACGCUUGACAGCGAGACAGCCUUCAGGGUCCCUAUUGCGCUACAGUGGAUGUUCCCUACGCCUCUCGCCAUUCUCAUCUGGAUUGCCCCCGAAUCCCCUUGGUGGCUCGUCCGUAGGGGCCGUCUCGAAGAUGCUGAGCGUUCUGUUCAACGCCUGGGACGUACGUCUGUGGCCGUUAACCUGAAAGAGUCGGUGGCUAUGAUGCGUCGUACCAUCGAGCUCGAGAAGACUGAAAAGGAGCCCAACCACCUCGAGCUGUUCAAGGGUACUGAUUGUUACCGUACUCUGAUUGUCUGCUGUGUGUAUGCGGCGCAGAACCUGACUGGUAACCUCAUCGCGAACCAAGCCGUCUAUUUCUUCGAACAGGCUGGCAUGAGCACCGACACCGCUUUUGCGAUGGGCCUUAUCACCUCGGCCUUGCAAACCGUCAUGGUCAUGCUCUCCUGGAUUCUUACUACUUAUCUCGGCCGCCGCACGAUCUACCUCUGGGGUUCCGCAUUCAAUGUCGUUUUACUCGUCGCCCUCGGCGUUGCCGCCUCCUUCGGCAAGUCGACUGCCGCCUCUUUGGCGCAGGCGUCGCUUGGCCUCAUUGUAUCUGUUCUCUUCACGCUCGGCCCAGCGCCCGCGUCAUGGGUCAUUAUUGGCGAGACGUCGGCGAUUCGCUUGAGGCCCCUGACUACAGGUAUCGGCCGCGGUUGCUACUAUGUUAUCAACAUCCCGUGCAUUUUUCUUGCAAGCUACAUGCUUAAUCCCAAAUCUGGUAACCUUGGCGGCAAGUGCGGGUAUGUUUGGGGCGGCACAGGUCUGUUUUGCUUGAUUAUGGCAUAUUUCUAUUUGCCGGAGAUGAAGGGGCGCUCAUACCGCGAGAUCGACAUUCUAUUUAAGCGUCGCGUUCCGGCACGUAAGUGGACAAAGACGGCGGUUGACAUCAACGACGACCAGUAG